Molecule: messenger RNA, 3171 nt
Organism: Porites lobata
Lineage: Eukaryota; Metazoa; Cnidaria; Anthozoa; Scleractinia; Poritidae
Source: the annotation of a GenBank genome assembly
AUGGCUAUUCAGUGUGGUUUUCUAGUUUCCUUCGCAGCAAAGUACAAAGAUGAGUCAUUAUGGUAUUUGGCAUCACUUUUUUAUGCCCCAUCUUUUUUAUUUUGGAUUGGUGCCUUUUGUCGACGCAAAGCAGAUCUUCGCAGAUUCUUUAUCGUCUGGGCUCUGUACAUGUGGCUCGGCUUGCUUCCAAAUACUGUGAUAAUAUUUGGUUUUGUGGUUGAUGAUAUUAAAGAGGAGAGCCCCCUUACUCCUCAAACCUUGAAGAUAGUGCUCUGUAUCACCCCUCUUCUUCUGCUCCUUUUGGUAAACACCGCCAAGGACUCGUAUAGCUCCGGUAACAAAGAGUUGGUUGCAAAGUUAUCUGUCCAGAUGGCUAUAGAUCUCUUCGACGCCGUCGAGAUGCUGGACAUUAUUUUGGACGAGAAAGAACACAAAUUCAACAUUUCCAAAGGGUAUGAAAUCGCAAUGAUAUGCGUAGUGUGCAUCAGUUUCUGCCUAUCGCCAUGGCAGAUGGCGGAAAACAAAGUCUCACGUUGGAGUGAACCCAAGACGCGCUACAAAACCUCCUUACUUCGUAACGUGGUUGAAAUGUUUGGGGUAAAUGCGGCGUUCUUGGUCAUUCGUGUGUUGGUGUUUGUGAACUAUGGAAAAGAUGAGACCAUCUUUAUAGCAAAGAACGUCAUCGCAAUUAUCCUGUCGGUGUUGGAAGUAGUUCAUCUUUGUGUUUCACAUUAGAUGUUGGCAGCCACAAGAUAUAAUCGAGAAACUGCAUGUUUCAAGAUGAAAUUGCUGAAGUUCCCUUCGGACAGGAUUUUAGUAAAAAUAUUGUGUGCACUCUAUAGCACAUGUAGCAGAUGCUUGAUACGUUGUUGAAUUCAAAAGAAGUUAAGAACAUAAGCCUUUCAGACAGGACACUGAUUGAUUGUCUUUCGUUAUUCUGAUUAUUCUUAUUUGAGUCGUUGUAGUUUUGGGUAGUAUUAAAAGCAGCGGUGUAAACCAAUAGAAAUGAUGAUGAUGAUGAUGACGAUGAUGAUGAUUUAAAGAAAAACAUUAAAUGGUGAUUUUUUUUUUUACCCACGAAGCACUGAGGACUUCUUAAAAACUCGUUUAAACGUGUCCGUACUUUCCAGAUCGAAUUGGACUAUGGGAGACUUGGUUUGAUCGAGGAGACCGAGGACAACCGGAGUGCCCGGAGAGAAAAACCUCUCGGAGCAAUGAUGACAGCCAACAGCAAACUCAGCCCACAUUGGUGGCAGUUGAGUAAUUCUCUCACCACUGACUGCGCCACCCUUACUCCCCAAUGAUGACGAAAGAUGUUCUUGUAUUCUUAUAUAUUAUUUUUGGAAUUAACUAUAAGCCUCUUUUAUGGGCUACUAAGAAUAUCAGACUUUAUUUUACCUUAAUCCCUCUUUUACCUGGAGAAAUUGUCAGAGCAAGAAAGACUACACGUUUCAAUGUCUCCAGAAGCCCAAAACGUGCUUAUAUUAGUAUGAGUUUUUCGGUCAACUGUAUAUUAAAUAGAACUUUAAAUACCCCUGGAUAAUUCGGGCAAAUGGCGCAAGACCACGGAUUAAUCCGCUGAGUGUAAGCAUCUUGAGGACAGAUAUGAUGACCUUACUCGUCUUCUCUGCAAUUAACAAUCCUUUUUAAGAUGUUGUUGUUGUUGUUGUUGCUGUCGUUUUGUUUUGCUUCCAGAUAAUUGCUUGCCAAGCUUAUCACCUGACAUCAAAAAUACAUUUCUGGGAAAAGGCACAUGAAGCCUCUCUAUUUUCUCGGAAAACCUCUCGCCCAUUUUGAGCUGUUUGCAUUGUCAUACUAAAUUUCGGAAUGACGCUUCCUCUUGUGUUCAGUAUGUACCUAAAUGUAAUACAUCUUAAAUUGCCUGUCUUCUCUUUGUCUUUUUGUUGUUGUUUUGUUUUAAUUACUGGCUUAUUAAAGAAAAAUCGUUUUCCAAUAGAAUCUGAAGUGAAAUAUGACCGCCAGUGCAAUUUACUAACAAAACAAAUUAACAAUGUACUUUCUUAGAAAUUCUUAGUGACGCUUCUCCAGUUUCUUGGAAGCCGGCGUUUUACCCCCUUUGACAUAUUUGAGCUGUAUAGUCCAAUUCUGUAAUCUUGCAUCUUUGUCGGUUACUCAUUGCAGUUUACCAUUAGUUUUAAUUAUAUACUUACUGCAGCAGUAGAACAUGGAAAUUAUCCACUGGGGAAAAACCAGACCCUUCUUCCUAACUUUCCUACUGCAAAGGGUGACGUCAUACAGCAACACUGAAUCACGAAACAUUUUUAUCUGACGUCUCGUUUGACAAGUAGUCAAUUUGGCGUUUUUCUAUUGGUCAAGGUUGCAUUUCAGCAUGUGCGAAAGGUAUAUGACCGUUAAACAUUUUCGGUUCAGACACCAUUCGUCAUGUCUUCGUGUAUCUUGUGGAGCGGGCGUGUAACAUUUUUCGCCCUGUUAGUAACUCAGGGCAUUUUGCUGGCCUCUUAUCCGGCAAAAUACAAAGAAGAUUCUGGUUGGUAUGCCGCAGCUGCUUUAUACGUCCCUUCCAUCGUGCUGUGGCUUUACCUGCUCUGGGUAAACGCGGCAAACGUUGGCGCUUUAUUUUUUGUAUGGGCAUUUUACAUUAUAGUCGGCUUGGUACCAAGCAUUGGCAUUGUGUUUGGGGUUGCAGGAGAUGGCCUAGGGAAUAACGAUAUGACACUUGGUCCGAUUAUUCUGAAGGCAACGCUCUGUGCAUUACCUCUUCUGCUGAUAAUACUUCUGAACACUGCAAGCGACGCAAAUAACCAAGAUAACAAAACCGUAGUUUACAAGUUGUGCGUCCAGUUGGCAGUGGAUCUGUUAGACGCAGUGGAAAUGAUAGACAUCGUUCUGGACGAGAAGGAACACAACUUUGGUAUAUCUAAAGGAUUUGGCAUAGCAAUGAUUACCGUGGCCUGUUUUAGUUUCCUCCUGACGUUUUGGCCGAUGAUAGAGGCUGGAAUGGGUGAAGAAACGGAAAAGACUUCAAUAAUAAUUCGCAACUUCGUUGAGAUAUUUGGCGUCAAUGGGGUCUUCCUUAUUAUUCGCGUGGUGAUAGUAUUUAAAUAUGAAAAAGACGAGUCAAUCUUCAUCGCCAAAAACAUCAUCGCCAUCAUACUUUCUAGUCUUGAAAUCCGCGACAACUUUAAUUAG